GGACAUAUUUCUAGUAGGACACGAAUGAACACAAGAAUAGCUCGUUUGUUAUGCAGUGUCCAAGAUGUCAGGACUGUCAAAAACAGAGCGAGCUGGAUGUACACAGAUUCUGAAGUCAAUGACAAAAGAGGACGUAUACUCACUUAGUGACACAGUCACGAAUAAACUGAUAGUUGUGGAAAAUGUUAAAGAGGCUUCGGGAACAAUUAUCUCCUUCUCUAAAAAUGCUGAAGAGCUCCUGAAAAGGAAGAAGGUUCAUCGCGACCUCAUAUUUAAGUAUCUGGCCAAAGAGGGUGUGGUGAUGGCCCCGAACAGCGAGAAAAACAAGCUGGUGAAAAGGACACUGGAGCUUUGGUCUUCUGGGAAGGCCGUGGUUGACGAAAGCAUUCCAGGUGAGACAGAUGAGACCAGACAGAGACUGACCACAGAGACAGUGUCCACAAACGUUCAGGCUGAGGUGGGCUUUGACCCACUGGUGCUCGGCCAGCAGUUCUGCCAGUGGUUCUUCCAACUCUUAAACAGUCAGAACCCCUCGCUGGGCCAGCCUCCUCAGGACUGGGGACCACAACACUUCUGGCCAGAUGUGAAGCUACGCCUCCUCUCCAGAGCUGACAGCGAACAGAUGGAGGAGUUCCCGGGGGCUGAACUGGUUAGCCUUCGUCUCCUGGCCUUGAUCAGGGAAGAGCGCCUCCUCCUUAGCCCCAACCUAGAUCCUCUUGGCCUCAGAACACUGGCCUCCCCCCAUGGCCUGGUACUGGUGGCGGUAGCUGGAACCAUCCACAGAGACGGAGCCUGUCUGGGCGUCUUUGAGCAAAUAUUUGGCCUCAUCCGCUCCCCGCUGGAGAACAACAGCUGGAAGAUUAAGUUUGUCAACCUGAAAAUCAGAGGGCAGGAUGCUCUGUGUGGGACAGACAUGGUAGCGCCCGCCUUGAACUACAACUCCACUGAAUUGCAGCUUCUCUCCAGUUGAUGAAACUCUUAAACUCUUCAUGCAUCUAAUUUCCAAACACGUUUAUCCAGGCUGUAGUUUUCAGAGAUUAGAACCUGGCAUGUUGUGCUGGCGACCGCUCCCUACCUUAUGUUCAGCCUGUCAGGAUAUACAGGAAGGUUGACAGUGUUGCAUCUUAUCCUACUUGGCACAUCAUUGAUGUAACAUAAAAAUACGACAAAGCUUGAGAAAAGUUCCCUUUAUUUUUUCUAUUUCUAUCUAUUUCUUUCCAGAAGUCUUUGCUGCUUCUUGUUGAGGAAACAUUUUGUUUAAAUAUAUACUGUACCUUUAAUAUAAAGUGUUUCUAUUGCAACCUGUGCCUUACUAAAGAUACAAUGUAAAUACAGACAUGGAUGUGCUUUUGUAAAUAUGUAUCACAUCAAAUAUAAAGAUUGUAUUAACCCCUGUG
Messenger RNA from Cottoperca gobio, 1397 nucleotides. It is a transcript of the gene c21h3orf38, whose product is annotated as chromosome 21 C3orf38 homolog. The transcript has 4 exons. Lineage: Eukaryota; Metazoa; Chordata; Actinopteri; Perciformes; Bovichtidae. Bases 65 to 970 code for a protein of 301 amino acids. The record is from RefSeq and is a predicted model, not a curated record.